CUUCUAUAUGAAGAUUAUUUACAAUUUUAUAAAUAUUACAAAUCUCUUCCUCUGAUCCGUUGUAUAUAUUUCGAUUCUCUUCUCAAAAUCUUCGACCACAAGGGGAAGUGCUCAAGAACAUGCGAAGAUUUUGAAAUGAGUAAUCGGACAGGACUUCUUCGAAUUCGCCUGUUGCGAGGCAUCAAUCUCGCCAUUCGUGAUGCUCCCACCCGCAGCAGCGAUCCCUACGUCGUCAUCUCCACCGCUAACCAGAAAUUCAAAUCUCGAGUGGUGAAAAAAAACUGCAAUCCACAAUGGAACGAGGAAUUCACUCUCUCAAUUACGGACAUCAACACACCAAUCAAAUUAGCAGUGUUCGACAAAGAUCGGUUCACGAAAGACGACGGAAUGGGGGAUGCAGAGAUCGACAUAAAACCGUACAUAGAGUGUUUGAAUAUGGGAUUAGAGAGUCUGCCUAAGGGUUGUGUGGUGAAAAGGGUUCAACCAAGCAGAUCAAACAACCUUGCAGAUGAGAGCCCUUGCGUUUGGAACGAUGGUAAGAUCAUCCAAGACAUGACUCUCAGAUUACAGAAUGUUGAAUGUGGUGAAAUCGCGAUUCAGAUUCAGUUGUUCAAUGCUUCUGGGAUUAAAGGCAUGAGAACCUACUCUUUAUCCUGAAAAACAUCGCCUCCUCCAAUGCUUCUGGGAUUAAAGGCAUGAGAACCUACUCUUUAUCCUGAAAAACAUCGCCUCCUCCUUUGAUUUCAUUUGUUCGUGUUCGUCAUUGCGAUGCUCUGUUCCUGCUCCGCUUUCUCAUUUCACACCAAUUCCAGAAAUCAGAUACGUUUGAUUUAGUCGUGAAUGUAAAUUUGCAUUGUGUGUGUUUCUUGUGAAAUGAUUUUGGUUUGCCUACAAGAAGUUUGUACCCCCAGAUUAUUGGUUCGUUUGAAUGUUAUUCUUUCCAUUGUUAUAUUGCGUACUAA
Messenger RNA from Cucurbita maxima (winter squash), 962 nucleotides. RefSeq names its product protein C2-DOMAIN ABA-RELATED 10-like. Bases 136 to 657 code for a protein of 173 amino acids. Lineage: Eukaryota; Viridiplantae; Streptophyta; Magnoliopsida; Cucurbitales; Cucurbitaceae. The record is from RefSeq and is a predicted model, not a curated record. The transcript is spliced from 3 exons.